Funneliformis mosseae is the source of this 267-nucleotide messenger RNA. The record is from the annotation of a GenBank genome assembly. Lineage: Eukaryota; Fungi; Glomeromycota; Glomeromycetes; Glomerales; Glomeraceae.
AUGUGUGAGAAAGGAAAAGAUCAUUGUCAAUUGAUGAAUCGUUUUGAUAAUAAAGACUUUCAUGACCUUUACGAAGAUAUUGAAGAAAAAAUUUCGCCCGAUACAGAAAUUCUUUCUUCACAAACCCAAGGUUUGACAUUAAAAAUUUAUUCUAUCCCGGAAUCUCGCACACAUAACACAGCACAUUUUCGCGCGGUUGUUGCUCCUACAAGUUCGCUGUAUCCAAAGGUGCCAGAGUCGUACCUCAAUAAUUCUCCCAUGGAAAAU